Messenger RNA from Cariama cristata (Red-legged seriema), 1992 nucleotides. It is a transcript of the gene LZTS3, whose product is annotated as leucine zipper putative tumor suppressor 3. Bases 1 to 1992 code for a protein of 663 amino acids. The transcript has 3 exons. Gene Ontology annotation, biological process: regulation of dendritic spine morphogenesis. NCBI's taxonomy places the organism in Eukaryota, Metazoa, Chordata, Aves, Cariamiformes, Cariamidae. The record is from RefSeq and is a predicted model, not a curated record. Gene Ontology annotation, cellular component: dendritic spine.
AUGGCCACGCUAGAGACGCUGCCCAUUCUUAGUGACCCAACCUACCCCAGCCCGGAGAACUUCCACGGUUUUGCUCCCCGGCCAUCCCAACCCAUCCCCCAGAGCACCAUGGGGAGUGUGGGCAGCGGAGUUGCCAAUGACCAAGAGUUUGCCAUGAAGAGUGUGGGGACCCGGACGCAGAGCAGUGGCCGGCAGAUGGAGGGGUCUCGCAAUGGGUACUCCACACGGGAGAUCUCCAACCGCUACUCCGGCGAGGAGAAGACAUACAAGUCGGAGAAGGUCUCCAAUUCCCUCUACAUCAACGGCGACCUGCGCAAGAGCGAGAAGGUGAAGAUGGACAUCUGUGGGAACGUGACCACCAACAAUGAGAAGAACAUGCCACCUCCUCCCCAAUACCGAGAGUCCAGUAACCCACCAAAGAUAUUGCCAAUCUCCGGCAAACUAGACCAGAGCAAUGAGCCCUUAGUUAGACCCUCAGCCUUUAAACCAGUAGUUCCUAAAAACUUCCAUUCCAUGCAGAACCUCUGCCCGCCACAGAGCAACGGGGUGACAGAGAACAGAAAGAGCUUGAACCAUGCCAACAGCAAUAGCCCGUCCGCACCCAAAAGUGGACUCGACAAGAGCAGCCUUAACAGGACUACAAACCAAGUGGGGGGCCUUUCAGAUUCAGGUCGUAACUCAUUAACGAGCCUGCCCACGUACGGGACAGGCUACAGCCAGCACGUGGGUCCAAUGAGCGCCUCCACAAGCCACAUCAACCGCAUCGGUACCACCUACGUGGACAAGAACAUCGUGGGAUACAAUGGGAUAUCUACCUCAGACAGCGGGCGGUCUUCGAGCAAGAGCACCUCUUCGUUCAACAGACUGAACCAUCUCAACGAAACGAUGCCUUUCCAUUCACCUUCAACGGAUGACAUCAUCCAAGACCUGGAAGACCGGCUGUGGGAGAAGGAGCAGGAGGUCCUCCAGAUGCGAAGGAACUUGGACAAAAGCGAGGCAGCCAUCUUCCAAGUGUUUGAGGAGAAGCAGAAGAUCUGGGAGAGGGAAAUGGAGGACCUGAGGCAAAACUAUGCUAACAAAUUGCAGCAGGUAUCCAAAAAGGCGCAGCGGGCUCAGCAGGCCUUGCAGCUCCAAAUCUUCAAGCUUCAGCAAGAGAAAAAAAAACUCCAAGACGAUAUGGGACAACUCCUCCAGCAACGAGAGGAGCUAGAGAAGAAAUUUGUAGCUUUCAAGAAGGAGCAGGCUGAGUUUCUCCCAAAGAUUGAAGAGACUAAGUGGGAGGUGUGCCAGAAGGCAGGUGAGAUCUCCCUGCUCAAGCAGCAGCUGAAGGACUCCCAAGCAGAUGUCUCCCAGAAGCUGAAUGAGAUCGUGGGACUGCGGACACAGCUCAAGGAAGGUAAGAACUUCCUACGCGAGAAGGAGGAGCAGAUCCUCACCCUGAAGGACUCCUACAGCUCCAAGAGUGUCAACCUGGAGAUUUGUGAGAGCGAGUUGCAGCGGAAGAUGAGCGAGGUCCAGGUGCUGAGGGAAAAACUGAACCACUGUGAGCUGGAGGUCUCCGGCCUGAAGCGGACACUUGCUAGCAUGGGACCUCCAGGACCUUUUGGUGGGGACCUUGGUGAGAAGCUGCGAGAUCCGCUGGCCUGCGAGAGUGACGAAGCCAAGAUGCAGCGGCAGAGCGAGGACAGUGUCAACACGCUGCGGAAGGAGGUGGAGCGGCUCCAGACGGAGCUGAAGCUGGAACGGCAGCAGCGGGAACAGCAGGUGAUGGACUUCGAGGAGGAGCGGCGCACAUGGCAAGAAGAGAAGGAGAAAGUCAUCAAGUACCAGAAGCAACUGCAACUGAACUACGUGGAGAUGUACCAGAAGAACCAGCUUCUGGAGCACAAGGUGAAUGAGAUGAACACAAAGGCCACCAGCCCCCCACACACCGAGGAUAAAAAACCAUGGACUCCCUCCAGACUCGAGCGAAUAGAGUCCACCGAGAUCUGA